This is a messenger RNA of Neofelis nebulosa (Clouded leopard), 756 nucleotides long. RefSeq names its product brain specific homeobox (gene BSX). The record is from RefSeq and is a predicted model, not a curated record. Bases 58 to 756 code for a protein of 232 amino acids. Gene Ontology annotation, molecular function: DNA binding; DNA-binding transcription factor activity, RNA polymerase II-specific. Lineage: Eukaryota; Metazoa; Chordata; Mammalia; Carnivora; Felidae. The transcript is spliced from 3 exons. Gene Ontology annotation, biological process: regulation of DNA-templated transcription.
GCCUGCUUCCUACACUUCGUCUCCGGCCCUCGCCCUGUGGCAGGCGCUUGGCUCAAGAUGAAUCUCAACUUCACCUCCCCUCUGCACCCGGCGUCUUCUCAGAGGCCCACGUCCUUCUUCAUUGAGGACAUCCUGCUGCACAAGCCCAAGCCGCUAAGGGAGAUGGCCCCUGAUCACUUCGCCAGCUCUCUGGCCUCCCGGGUGCCUCUCUUAGACUAUGGCUACCCCCUCAUGCCCACACCCACCCUCCUGGCUCCUCACCCUCAUCACCCUCUGCAUAAGGGAGACCACCACCACCCUUAUUUCCUCACCACCUCGGGGGUGCCGGUGCCGGCGCUGUUCCCGCACCCCCAGCACAGCGAGCUGCCGGGGAAGCACUGCCGCCGCCGCAAAGCUCGCACGGUUUUCUCGGACUCGCAGCUUUCCGGCCUGGAGAAGAGAUUCGAGAUCCAGCGCUACCUGUCCACGCCAGAGCGGGUGGAGCUGGCCACGGCCCUCAGCCUGUCCGAGACGCAGGUGAAAACGUGGUUCCAGAACCGGCGGAUGAAGCAUAAAAAGCAGCUGAGGAAAAGUCAGGAUGAGCCCAAAGCGCCCGAUGGGCUCGAGAGCCCCGAGGGCAGCCCUCGCGGCCCAGAGGCCGCAUCCGCCGAGGCUCGGCUGGGCCUGCCCGCCGGCCCCUACGUGCUGACCGAGCCCGAGGACGAGGUGGACAUCGGGGACGAGGGGGAGCUCGGCUCGGGGCCGCACGUGCUCUGA